AUGGCUCAUCUGUUGCAACAAGCAUGUGUGCAACCAAGAGAAAGUGCAAAGAGGAUACAGCCGCUGCUGUUUGUCGUGGACAGCAUUCUCAAGAAGGUGGGCAAAGACUACAAGGUCCACUUUGCAGAUCGCCUUCCUGAGGCACUAGGUGUUGCCUGCCAGAAGAUCGACCGUGAGGGCCAUGCCUGGCUCAAGAAGAUGGUGGAUGAGUCCUGGCGCAAGCACGAGCUUCUGCCGCUUGGCGUCUUUGACAAGCUCAAAGUCGUUUUCCAGCCGCAGGCGGCUGCUCCGCUUAUGGGCCACGUUGGUGUAGCGGCAAUGUUCCAGCAGCAUGCGCAGGCUGCUCCACCACCUCCGCCGCCUGUGGCGCAGGCCAUACCUCAAGCACCAGCUCCAGCGCAGCAGGCCGAUGUCUCAUCCUCACUGGCCUCCAUGGCACUGGAAUCAGACGAGGUUGUUGAGCGUCGGCUGCAGAUCCUGACGAAGGUCAUCGAGCGCAAGCCGGCGGAGGCUGAGGAGUUGCAGGAGAUCAUGAAGGUGCCGGAGAUUCGGAAGGCCAUCGCCAUGCAGCAGAAAAACCAGCGGCAAGAGGCAAUGGCCCUGCUCUCCAAAUUCAAGCAGGAGUUGGAGCGAAGGCACCAAGAGAUCCUGUCCGAGCGUGACCCACGGCUUCGCACUGAGCAGAAGCGCAGCGACGCCAAGGAUCCGCGACUGCAGGACAAGAAGCCACAGGAUCCACGGCAGGCUGCGGAGGGCAAAGGCCCCGUGCGGCCUGCGGAUCCACGGCGCCAGGCUGAUGCGGAGGCUUCCAAGGCGACCGCAUCAGAACCAGCAAAGAAACGCGUGAAAGUGGAGGGUGAUGCCGACGUUACCACCGUCGUCAGUGAUGAUGAGGUGGAAAAGAUAGCGGACGACGAGGACAUGCCACUGGUCCCAACCAGGCAGUUUUUGCAGGGCAUGCCCUCGCUGGGCUUCUCGGAGGCCUGGCUUCGGCAGUUCAUGUCCCAGAUGCCGAGGAAAGGCGAGGCCAGGGAGCGGCGACGGCAGCCAGUCGGACGAAAAAUCCUUGGCGCCGCUGGAGAGCAGAUGGUCUACGUGGAUGCCAUGUCUCCGGGUGAAAUGCUGCUGCUGAUGCAGUUUGUAUUCAUGCUGGAGGAGAAGCUGCGGUCUACUGGCCGAUCUGUGGACCUCGCACAGCGGGUCUCGCACAGCUUCAGCUAUCUUCAGGUCGACCUGGCGGUUGACGUGAUGUUGAAGUGGGUCUUUGAUGGGCUGCCCUUCCAGUGUGGCACGACAGGACUCCGCUUCUCCACCCGCGAGAAGCUGCGGCGGCAGAACGAAAGCCUCAAGAAAAGGAAAGAGCUCAGGCAGAUGAACUCUGAAGCUAGAGGCUGGAUGGACUCCAUCCCGGACUGGGUCGGCAACCGUGACCUUGUCGUGGGCCCUGCGCUCUUCCGGCUCGGGGGCGCCGAGGUCGGCAAGGCCUCGGCUGUGGAGGCUCCGGUGAUGGAGGAAUUGCCCGAAGAGCGCUGGGAGGCAGCGGCAGCAUCGGCAGCUGAGACUUCGUUGUUGCAUGUCUCCUGCACCUUGGGGGGCAGGUGCCAUGUGAUGAGCGCAGAUCUGCCCAGUGCUUGGUGCUAA
Symbiodinium natans is the source of this 1641-nucleotide messenger RNA. Lineage: Eukaryota; Dinophyceae; Suessiales; Symbiodiniaceae. The record is from the annotation of a GenBank genome assembly.